GAGGUCCUGUCGACUCUGAAAUCUGUAAUCGACCCGGACCUAGGAAGCGACAUUGUUACACUGGGCUUCGUGCAGAAUCUCAAACUCGACGGCCGGGAUGUUUCCUUCGAUGUCGAACUCACGACACCCGCCUGUCCCGUCAAGGAACAGUUCCAACUCGACUGUCAACAGCUCGUACAGGAUCUCCCCUGGACCAACAAUAUCCAAGUCACCAUGACGGCGCAACCCUCCGUCCAAGAGACGGCCACUCUCGGCAUGUCGCAAGUAGGCGCCGUCAUUGCCGUCAGUUCCUGCAAAGGCGGCGUCGGCAAGUCUACCACCGCCGUCAAUCUAGCCUUUAGUCUACAGCGUUUGGGCGCCACGGUCGGAAUAUUCGACGCGGACGUGUACGGACCCUCCCUUCCCACCAUGAUUACGCCACAGGACGAUACCGUCCGCUUCGUGGGCCGCCAAGUGGCACCGCUCCAACGCAACGGCGUCCGUCUUAUGAGCUUUGGCUACGUCAACGACGGCAGCGCCGUCAUGCGCGGACCCAUGGUCACGCAAUUACUGGAUCAGUUCCUCAGUGUCACGCACUGGGGCGCACUCGAUUACCUCAUUCUCGAUAUGCCCCCCGGGACGGGAGAUAUCCAACUCACCUUGACGCAAAAACUCAACAUUACGGCCGCCGUCAUCGUCACGACCCCGCAGGAAUUGAGUUUUGCCGACGUGGUCCGUGGUGUGGAAAUGUUCGAUACCGUUAACGUACCCUGCAUUGCGGUCGUUGAAAACAUGGCCUACUACGAGUCGGCGGAUCCCGAAAAGAUUCAGAUUUUUGGCGCGGGGCAUCGCGACCGUUUGUCGCAACAGUGGGGUAUCGAACACAGCUUUUCCAUCCCCCUACUCAACAAAAUUGCCGCCAACGGAGAUAACGGUACACCGUUUGUUCUGGAAUUCCCCGACAGUCCUCCGGCCAAAAUCUAUCAAGAACUCGCGUCCGCCGUUGUGAGCGAGGUGGCCAAGACUAAAUUUGCCAAAUCGAUGCGUCCCAGUGUCCAGUACGAUGCCGAAUCGCACCUUCUCCAAGUAUCCCAAAAUGGCGUUGGUUCGACCGACGAGGAACACGUCGCCACGUUGCCACCAGCCGAGCUCCGACGGGCCUGCCGGUGUGCCGCCUGUGUCGAAGAACUCACCGGCCGACAAAUUCUCGUGCCCUCGUCCGUUUCGGACAAGAUUGCCCCACGCAACAUGGUCCCCACCGGAAACUACGCCUUGUCCGUCGAUUGGUCCGACGGACACCGGUCACUCUACCCGUACCGACAAAUUCGUGCCUUG
Messenger RNA from Phaeodactylum tricornutum CCAP 1055/1, 1314 nucleotides. RefSeq lists its product with no specific name. Lineage: Eukaryota; Bacillariophyta; Bacillariophyceae; Surirellales; Neidiaceae. The annotation marks the transcript as partial. Gene Ontology annotation, biological process: iron-sulfur cluster assembly. The transcript is spliced from 2 exons. The record is from RefSeq and is a predicted model, not a curated record. Gene Ontology annotation, molecular function: 4 iron, 4 sulfur cluster binding; ATP-dependent FeS chaperone activity; ATP binding.